GUCAAAUUUCACUAAAGAAUUUAUUAAAAACUUUAAAACAGUACCAUGGUUUCACGUUUAUCAACGCAUCAUCAGCUGUACUGCGUACUGUUUUAAAGUUUUUAAUAAUUUUUUUAGUGAAAUUUGACAAUAUCCUUGUUUUCUUAUUAUUGUAAGAUAAGACUUAGUAGUAUAGCCUACGAUAAUAUUGGUAGGUGUUGUGAAAAAUAGUAUUGCCAUUCUGGUACAGAUGGUAGUUCUACCAGUAGUACUCUCAUUUGAGUUCCCUGUGAUUGGGGUUCUAACAGAGGAACUAACUGCAUCCUUGAAAAAAGUGUAUCCCAAUUACACCAGUUAUAUUGCUGCUUCUUAUGUGAAGGCGGUAGAGGGUUCGGGGGCACGAGUUGUACCUUUAUUCAUAGGUCAGAAUGAACAAUAUUAUCAGAAUAAAAUACAAAAAUUGAAUGGAAUUCUAUUUCCGGGAGGUUCAUGCCGAUUUGAUGUGAAAGAUGGCUACGCAGAAGCUGGAGCGAUAAUUUAUGAUUUGGUAGAAAAGGCUAAUCUAGCAGGGGAUCACAUCCCAAUUCUGGGAGUUUGUCUGGGGUUUGAGCUGCUAAUGCACCUGGCUAAUGGCGAGAAAGAGUUGAGAACCGACUGCCGCAGUGAAAAUGUCGGACUCCCUCUGCAAUUCCAACCAGGCUUUAGAAAAAGUAAAUUGUACAGUCGAACCGGCGUUGAAACUCUCACAACAUUAGCUUCUUAUCCAGUCACUUCCAACCAUCACAAAUACUGCAUAACAAGGAAAAACAUGACAGAAACCGGCUUGAUGGCGAAUUGGCGAGUGUUGACACUGAACAAAGACUCCAACAACCUGGAGUUCGUUUCAUCGGUCGAGUCGAGAACAAUGCCAUUCGUUGGAAUUCAAUUUCAUCCGGAAAAGAACUCGUAUGAGUGGGGCGAAAAGCAGCACAACCCUCAUUCAGAGAGGGCAAUCAAGACGGCAAGAAUCUUCAAUGAUUGGCUCGCUCAUGAAGCUAGAAAAAACAAUCACUCCUAUGCUAAACUGUCGGAUCUUUAUGACGAUUUGAUACAAAACUAUCCUCCUUUCUUCACCAGUAAAAAGGGUCUCUAUUUUGAAGAGGUAUAUUUGUUUAAAUAAUGUCUAAAAUAAGAUAUUAGUUUGGAUAUUAAAUUUUGCAUUUGUACCGCUUUGCAUUAAUUUUGAAUUUGAUUAUAAAUAACAUUGCAUUUUACAUGGAAAUACUGAAUAAUCUAAUUUUUCAUUUAUUGAUGAUAGAUGAAUAACCACAUUGAAUUCAUGACACAUAAAUUUGGAUAAAUUUGGAAUAUUACAAAUAAAUACUGAUAUAUACUGAAGAUAACAUAAAUAUAUUUUUAAAAAUUUAACAAUCAUUACAUUUGAGGUCCAUAUUUGAUUUUGCAAAUGCAAGAUAACCAUACUUUCCAUUACUUUCAGUCCCAUUACGUGUUUCACAAACAAACCAUUCAUGAAUAUCAUAAUAAGUAGAUAGCAACAAUGUGAACAUGUUAUUGGUCACCUGUCAACUCUGUGCAAUUCAUUGUCCAAAUACAGUGGACCACCAUACUCUAUUCUCAUUGUUUCCUGGACAAGUUCGAUUACUAAGUGGUAUCCUUUUUUCCACAUCAAGUUUUCAUUUUUUGAUAAGAUUGAUCUGAAAUUGAAGAAUUAUAAAUGUAAAAAACAAGCAGAAAUAACGAUGAUAUGUGUUUUAUUGAUAAGCAUUACCAAAAUAUCUUAAAAAAGGUGUAUUAAUUUAAUAUUAUAUUCGCUCAAUCAAUGUUGAUAUUUUUAAUUAGCUGGGAUUGGAAAGCAUAGAAUAAAGAGGAUUUUGCUAUUCAG
Molecule: messenger RNA, 1861 nt
Organism: Nilaparvata lugens (brown planthopper)
Lineage: Eukaryota; Metazoa; Arthropoda; Insecta; Hemiptera; Delphacidae
Product: gamma-glutamyl hydrolase B
Exons: 5
Coding region: 230-1138 (302 amino acids)
Biological process (GO): tetrahydrofolylpolyglutamate metabolic process
Cellular component (GO): vacuole
Molecular function (GO): gamma-glutamyl-peptidase activity
Source: RefSeq, a predicted model, not a curated record